Papaver somniferum (opium poppy) is the source of this 1045-nucleotide messenger RNA. RefSeq names its product inositol hexakisphosphate and diphosphoinositol-pentakisphosphate kinase VIP1-like. The record is from RefSeq and is a predicted model, not a curated record. Gene Ontology annotation, molecular function: diphosphoinositol pentakisphosphate kinase activity; inositol hexakisphosphate kinase activity; 5-diphosphoinositol pentakisphosphate 1-kinase activity. The transcript is spliced from 11 exons. Gene Ontology annotation, biological process: inositol metabolic process; inositol phosphate biosynthetic process. Lineage: Eukaryota; Viridiplantae; Streptophyta; Magnoliopsida; Ranunculales; Papaveraceae. The annotation marks the transcript as partial.
GUACUAUGAUGAUGCUGCUUGUGUCUUGAGGAAAAUGUUCCUGGAUGCGAAGGCCCCUCAUCUUUCUUCAACAAUUCCACCAACUCUGCCAUGGAAGGUAAAUGAACCAGUCCAACCUACAGAGGGACUUACACGCCAAGGAAGUGGUAUAAUUGGAUCAUUUGGGCAGUCGGAGGAGCUUAGAUGUGUAAUUGCCAUUGUCCGCCAUGGUGAUCGAACUCCAAAGCAGAAGGUAAAGUUGAAGGUUACAGAGGAAAAACUAUUAAAUUUGAUGUUAAAAUACAAUGGAGGUAAACCUAGAUCUGAGACAAAACUCAAGAGUGCUGUUCAGCUGCAAGACUUGCUUGAUGCUACAAGAAUGCUAGUACCACGUACAAGGUGCGGUCGAGAAAGUGAUAGUGAUGCUGAGGACCUGGAGCAUGCUGAAAAGCUUCGUCAAGUUAAAGCAGUGCUUGAGGAGGGAGGACAUUUUUCUGGAAUCUAUAGGAAAGUCCAACUAAAACCAUUAAAAUGGGUUAAAAUAUCAAAAACUAAUGGUGAAGGUGAAGAAGAACGCCCAGUUGAAGCUUUGAUGGUUCUCAAAUACGGAGGUGUUCUUACACAUGCUGGACGAAAGCAGGCCGAAGAACUGGGUAGAUACUUCAGAAAUAAUAUGUAUCCAGGUGAAGGUACAGGCUUGCUUCGUCUCCAUAGCACUUACCGUCAUGAUCUGAAAAUAUACAGCUCAGAUGAAGGUCGUGUCCAGAUGUCUGCAGCUGCAUUCACAAAAGGUCUUCUUGAUUUGGAGGGGCAAUUAACACCAAUUCUGGUUUCACUUGUGAGCAAAGACUCUUCUAUGUUGGAUGGGCUAGAAAAUGCCAGCAUUGAAAUGGAAGGAGCUAAGGCUAGGUUGAAUGAGAUUAUAACUGCUGGAGCAAAAUCAUCCCAUGGCAGUGGAACUGCAGAGUUUCCCUGGAUGGUUGAUGGUGCUGGACUGCCUUCCAAUGCAAGUCAACUUCUACAAAAUUUGGUCCAAUUGACUAAAAAAGUUACUGCACAAGUAAAA